This is a messenger RNA of Drosophila takahashii, 1405 nucleotides long. It is a transcript of the gene HDAC3, whose product is annotated as histone deacetylase 3. Gene Ontology annotation, cellular component: nucleus. The record is from RefSeq and is a predicted model, not a curated record. Gene Ontology annotation, molecular function: histone deacetylase activity. NCBI's taxonomy places the organism in Eukaryota, Metazoa, Arthropoda, Insecta, Diptera, Drosophilidae.
AUGUCGGACCGACGGGUAUCGUACUUCUACAACGCGGACGUGGGCAACUUCCACUACGGAGCUGGGCAUCCGAUGAAGCCGCAGCGCCUGGCGGUCACCCACAGCCUGGUGAUGAACUACGGGCUGCACAAGAAGAUGAAGAUCUACAGGCCGUACAAGGCGAGUGCCCAGGACAUGCUGCGCUUCCACAGCGACGAGUACAUUGCCUAUCUGCAGCAGGUCACUCCGCAGAACAUCCAGUGCAAUUCCGUGGCAUACACCAAGUACCUGGCGCACUUCAGCGUGGGCGAGGACUGCCCCGUGUUCGACGGCCUCUUCGACUUCUGCGCCAUGUACACGGGUGCCUCGCUGGAGGGAGCCCAGAAGCUGAACCACAACCACAGCGACAUCUGCAUCAACUGGUCGGGCGGACUGCAUCAUGCCAAGAAGUUCGAGGCGAGUGGCUUCUGCUACGUGAACGACAUUGUGAUCGGCAUCCUGGAACUGCUGAAGUACCAUCCGCGGGUGCUGUACAUCGACAUCGAUGUGCACCACGGCGAUGGGGUGCAGGAGGCCUUCUACCUCACGGAUCGCGUGAUGACGGCCUCGUUCCACAAGUACGGCAAUUACUUCUUCCCGGGCACGGGAGACAUGUACGAGAUUGGCGCGGAAUCGGGUCGAUAUUACAGCGUGAAUGUGCCGCUCAAGGAGGGCAUUGAUGACCAGAGCUACUUCCAGGUGUUCAAGCCCAUCAUCUCGGCCAUUAUGGACUUCUACCGGCCGACGGCCAUUGUCUUGCAGUGUGGUGCGGAUUCUUUGGCUGGGGAUCGCCUUGGUUGCUUCUCGCUGAGCACAAAGGGACAUGGGGAGUGCGUCAAGUUUGUGAAGGAGCUGAAUGUACCCACUCUGGUGGUAGGAGGCGGUGGCUACACAUUGCGGAACGUGGCCCGCUGCUGGACGCACGAGACCUCGCUGCUGGUGGACCAGGACAUUGAAAACGAUCUCCCCGCCACCGAGUAUUACGACUUCUUCGCCCCCGACUUCACUCUCCAUCCGGAGAUAAACUCACGCCAGGAUAACGCCAACUCAAAGCAGUAUCUGGAGCUAAUCGUAAAGCACGUCUAUGAAAACCUUAAAAUGUGCCAGCACUCGCCCAGCGUCCAAAUGGUGCAGACUCCGCCGGACGUGGACUUGGAGGAGCUGCGCAACAACCGGGACGAGGCGGCCGACCCCGACGUCCGAAUGUCCCUGGCCGAUGAAGACAAGAUGGUCGAUGCCAAGAACGAGUUCUACGACGGCGAUCAGGACCAGGACAAACCCGAUUCGGCGGAGAGUUAGUGUUAAGUAAGGUUUCGUGUUUAGUGUAAGCAGUAAGAACAGAUUAGUUUGUAACUUAAUUUCGGGAUUAUUUUAAAAAUUACAUUAA